Messenger RNA from Prunus armeniaca (apricot), 243 nucleotides. The record is from the annotation of a GenBank genome assembly. Lineage: Eukaryota; Viridiplantae; Streptophyta; Magnoliopsida; Rosales; Rosaceae.
AUGCACGCUCCAUCUUUGAGCAGUGCAAAAAGGAGACCCGACCGGUGGCAAAAACGGAGGCUGGCGAGAGACAGAAGCAAUAGGAGGACUCGACCAACGGCGAAGGCGUCUUCCGUCAUUUUUGGCAAGAGAGAAUCGAGACGACCAUCGAGUUGUCCUGCGUCGACGAUUGUAGCGGAGAAGGCAGUUUGGUCCCUCGAGAAGCAAUUAGAGUUCAAACGUCGGCAGAGUAGCCAAGCUUAA